Molecule: messenger RNA, 1445 nt
Organism: Serpula lacrymans var. lacrymans S7.9
Lineage: Eukaryota; Fungi; Basidiomycota; Agaricomycetes; Boletales; Serpulaceae
Exons: 8
Coding region: 347-823 (158 amino acids)
Source: RefSeq, a predicted model, not a curated record
CUGGAUCUUUCAAUCAUAAUCAGCGACAAGUCUAUUAUCGGGCUAUAUUACAUACUAUAUCUCCCAUUCCUCUCGCAACAUAUGCAGAACAACGAGCCCGAAUUCGAUCUCGUAGCUGCUCUCGCUACACUGUCAGAAACAGUUAAAAAGUGCUCUAAUCUAGAGAAAGGUCGAUUAUACCACAAGUUAUCAGUUCAAGUGUUCCGUCAAUGUCAAAGAUAUUCUGCUGAGGCUAGACUGGAUACAAGGAAGGAUAUUGAGAAGAUAAAAACUAAACAUCAUUGCGCUUGAUCUCGAGCGAGAGAAUAAUAGAUCGAGCAAGUGGGACCCCCGAAAGAUAAUAAAAAUGUACUAUCAAAAUCGUGGCUUUGCUGAAGAAUGUCUUGCUGUCUUGAAUUUUGCGAAAAUCACUUCAGAUGAGAUAAUGAUGAUGAGAGUGCAAAGCACUGAAGAUCGCGAAUCACAGAUCAGUAUAACAACGAGCUUCUUCACCGCUAUAGAUAUUAUUACUCAGAGCGAUGCAGAUUUAGAUGAGAAUGAUGGCGAUGGCGAUGGCGAUGGGGCUGAUAUGGGAUCACGACCAGCUGAUGGAAAUCAGACCGAUGAACAAAUCCUAGGACAAGUCCAAGAUUUUGCUCAGGUCUUACAGUCGAUACCCAUGCGUCAACUUGGAACAUCCGACGUCACUGUAAACCAGACUAUCAUUUUCCAAAGCAUUGUAAAUCGGGGUUCCGGGACCACUACGAAUCCCACGAUCAAUGUGGGUGGAUCAAAUACUAGGGGCAGUCGACAUACGACGACCGCUUCCCAACUAUCUACAUAAAAUGUAUAUCAAAGCCUGAAACCGUUAACGACCAAAGACGGCAUCUUGUAGCAGUGGACUGAAUGGACACGGAGUGCGGCAUCAAAUUCACCGCCACGGUAUAAUUCUGUCAAAUACGAAACACUCAGACUACGCCCGAUGGCCCACUGUAGUAUCAACGAGAUGGAAGAUUAACAGAUUGGUAUAGCCCGGCCAUUGAAGCCACGUUUCUUGUCAAUGUAUUGAGGAUGUCGUUGGAUAUAUUUCAGGAUGGAAUAGUAAAGACAAAGAACACCGAUCGGCCAUACGUACGUUACUGAAUGCAUUGCAGACCCUGAUGAAUAAGCCUUUCCUUGAAUGUCUCACUACAAGCAACAGGCGAGGGCAGUCGACUACUUCACUAUAUGUGUCGAAGAGUGGACUGUCAAACAGUUGACACAAUAGCAUGACCAGAAUUGCCUGGUCUUUAUCAUCCAGUACCUGGAACACACCGUGAAUCGGUCCGACACGGUACAUACAAUUAAUUACCUUAUAUUCGAGUUCUGCUCAAGUCUCCUCUUCCUUCUGUCGGCGUCAGCGUCUGCAUCGUCUCCUAAAAGGGCUGUUAAACAAGAUCAUUAAGACCCUUACUGUACUAUGUACU